AUCACGAGGAGGGUGAGAGAGUUGUUGCAGGGGCGCACAAUGGAAGCGGAACUGGCAGAGUUAGAGAAAAUUCAAACCGAAAUCCUCCGACGCAUAUCGGAGCUAGAGCUCUCCCAUCUGCCUGCCGCCGCAGACGCCGCCAUCGACGGCUCGGAACUGGCGGAGAGUGAUACCGAAGCUCGACUCUCUUCCAUUCUGCGGAGCAACGGCGCCAAGGACUUCUGUUUCAAGAAGGUCGCUUCGGAUUACUACAACUGGCCUCUCGAGGCUCGACGGGACGCCCUCUCUGCCGCAUCGGUCGAUCAUCUCUGCAAAAGCAUCGUCUUGGUCAAUACACAAGCUCCAUCUAAUGUUAUUGAUUGCAGUGAUCGCAACAAUUCAAAAUACUAUGUUGUUGUUGUUCAGUAUACUGCUCGAUUCAAUGCUGAAACUGUUAAAAAUUUCUUGUAUUCACUCAAUGAUGGCAAGAUAGCAAAAAAGAAAUUUAACUUGAGGCUUGCACCUGAGGAGACUUCAGCGAAGUUGACUGGAUACGAGCACAAUGCUGUAACAUGUAUUGGUUUGAAGACAGACAUUCCGGUUAUUUUGGACGAAGCAAUCACCAAACUUAACCCCGAUUUCUUCUGGUUGGGCGGCGGUGAGGUUGAUCUGAAGCUCGGCAUCAGAACCUCUGAAUUUGUCAGCUCUGUGAGGCCUUUCAUUGUUAAUUGUAGUUAGUGGUAGUUGACAACAAGAGCUCAAAAGAGAAUUCAUCAUCAAACAAGACCAUCUGAGUAAAAAAAAAGUUUCUUUGAUUAUAAACAUUGUAAUUGUUGACCAUGGCUAAUGGCAGGAUAGGAAACUAGAUUGGCAUAAUGAGUUAAUUAUUUUUGGAUUUGUGAUUAAAAACUUGAUUAAAUUUGUGGGGUCCACAGCAGAAGAUGUAUGUAUAGGCCUUGUCUCACUUUGUUGUUGGUGGAAAAGAUUGGCGAAGUUGACACAUGGAAUGUUAGACUGCGCCACAAUUCAUUAAUAUGAACCAUUAAUUUUGGUAGGUA
Humulus lupulus (European hop) is the source of this 1037-nucleotide messenger RNA. RefSeq lists its product as uncharacterized. Lineage: Eukaryota; Viridiplantae; Streptophyta; Magnoliopsida; Rosales; Cannabaceae. The transcript is spliced from 5 exons. The coding region runs from base 40 to 717 and encodes 225 amino acids. The record is from RefSeq and is a predicted model, not a curated record. Gene Ontology annotation, molecular function: aminoacyl-tRNA deacylase activity.